This is a messenger RNA of Sclerotinia borealis F-4128, 708 nucleotides long. Lineage: Eukaryota; Fungi; Ascomycota; Leotiomycetes; Helotiales; Sclerotiniaceae. The record is from the annotation of a GenBank genome assembly.
AUGACUUCCCGCCCCUCCUCUUCUACCUCCCAUCCAAACCCGAACUCAGACCCAAACCCACCUCCAAACUCGAACCUCUCCCUCCACCUAACCGACACAGCUCUCACCCCCCUCCUCACCCCCACUCACGCCAACCCCCCACAAACCCAACCCCUCACAACCCUCACAACUACCGCCCUCUCCGCCUACAACUCCUCGCGACAUCUCCGCCUCGGAACCCCCCAACGAAUCAUCAUCGAAACCAACUCUUCGGGUCCCAUCCUCCUGCAUUCCUUCAUUGCCCCUCCAUCAACCCCCGCCCAAUCCAAUCCCAUUCAGGAUCGCAGUCAAACAACACAUACGCGUACACAUAUACACACGCAUGGUCAUCAUAUUCAAAUCGAUAUAAAUGGAAUACAAAACAUAAACGGCGGAUCGAGCGUUCGCGGACUAGAAAUCCUAGCGGCGGCUCGAGAGGAAAUGCGACCAUUGAGCGGCACGACGGAGGGAAGUCCUGUAGAGGAAGAGCCUCAUGAUGUGAGGGAUGAGGGAGAGCAGGCUCCGUUAUUGAUAGGGACAGUGGUGGCGAGGUCAGCAGAGCAAUUAGGGGAGGCGAGAAGGGCGGCACACACGAUUGAGAUUCUUGCGAAUGGUUUGCAAAGAGAGUUGACAAAAGAUACGGAAGGUAAGAGGGACAGAGAGGACGAUGGUAUGGCUGAAGAUGGUUAA